UUGUCAGGUUUGAAAAUACAGGAUUGAAUUGCGAUUGCAAAUUAGGUGUAAUGGUGCAUUUGUUCUUCUUUUUAUCAGAGCUUUAGCCGAGGAAAAAACAGGAGUAUAUUAAAGAAGAUUCCUUUAGUCUAUUAGCCGACUGGUGCAUCAGCUAUGUGGACUUCAUCUUGGUGACCUCUGGGAUGACCUUGUUCAAGGACUAUGAGGAAUUCUCACAAUGUCGCCAUGUAACUCUUCCCUUAGACUAGACAAAUCCAGGACAUCGGGCAGUUUUAAAUGCAAGGUCAGGAAAAUAUGACAGGUGUCCACUCCUAGUAGUCGAUGCCACCGAGUAACCGUCCACCCGGGAGGCGUUGCUGCAGAAUUUAUUAUGGUAAUGAAUGUUAAUGAGGGGGGCGGGAUGCGACAAGUGAGUAAGUGACGUCACCCGCUGCCCGCAGAGAGUGAAACAAACAUGGCGACAGACUGGAGUGGACAGGGACACAUUAUAACUUUAAUCGUUUUUCUUUGGAGCGCCGUUGGUGGACGUACAGAGACAGCGAGUGUAAUCGGGACCCAAGUGUUGGGCAUGCGGCUGGAGAGGAGUGAUAAACCGUCCACGACAACAGAAGAUGGGGUCAUUCAGGUAACAGAAGAGAGCACUGUCCAGCUCAGGUUUUAUGGGGUGCAGUUCAACUCGGACUCCUCGUCAGAGAUAAGGUUCAUGGAACACGGGGAGGGUGAGGAUGAGAAAUAUUAUAACGGCGAUGCUAACAGGACUUGUACUGAUUUCACCAAAGAUUUCACCAUCAGUAGCUUCAUGAAUGUCAGCAGCAGAGGUACAUCAGGGAUGGUGAGCAUCAACAUCAAACCGCUCCGCAAGACCGAAAGCGAGAAAGAUUAUAGCCUCUGCGUGAGGGACGGUCCGGGGGACAAGUGGAUCCUGUUGGGGGACAACGAGGGCAGGGUUCGGGUGGUUGAGGAGAAGAAGGCAUUCUUGCCACUGUGGUGCGAGGUAAUCCUUGUCUCCACUCUGUUAGUACUGUCCGGUCUAUUCAGCGGGCUUAAUCUCGGACUAAUGGCUCUUGAUCCUAUGGAACUUCGUAUCGUCCAAAGUUGUGGUACCGAGAAAGAGAGAAGGGAUGCUCGCAAAAUCGAGCCUAUUCGCAGGAAAGGAAACUACCUGCUGUGUUCACUUUUGCUCGGCAAUGUGCUUGUCAACACCACCUUGACCAUUAUGUUGGACGAAUUGAUCGGUUCGGGACUUGGGGCAGUGGCCGCCUCCACUGUGGGUAUUGUAAUUUUUGGUGAGAUAGUUCCCCAGGCUCUCUGCUCCCGUCACGGUUUAGCAGUGGGGGCUAACACCAUACAGUUGACCAAAUUCUUUAUGUUUGCCACCUUCCCGUUAUCUUACCCCAUCAGUAGGCUCUUAGAUUGUGUCCUGGGCCAGGAGAUGGGAAAUGUGUACAACCGAGAGAAACUGGUGGAGAUGCUGAAAGUAACUGAGCCUUACAACGACCUGGUGAAAGAGGAGCUCAACAUGAUCCAGGGAGCAUUAGAGCUGAGGACCAAAACUGUGGAGGACGUGAUGACCCCUAUCGCCAACUGUUUCAUGAUCCACACGGACGCAAUCCUGGACUUCAACACUAUGUCGGACAUAAUGGAAAGUGGCUACACUCGCAUACCGGUGUAUGAGGACGAGCGCUCAAACAUUGUUGACAUUCUGUAUGUCAAGGAUUUGGCAUUUGUGGAUCCAGAUGACUGCACCACGCUCAAAACUGUCACCAAGUUCUACAACCACCCUGUCCACUUUGUCUUCCAUGACACUAAGUUGGACGCCAUGCUGGAGGAGUUCAAGAAAGGGAGGUCUCACCUGGCCAUCGUGCAGAAGGUAAACUGUGAGGGAGAGGGGGACCCCUUUUAUGAGGUUCUGGGCCUGGUCACUCUGGAGGACGUUAUUGAAGAGAUCAUCAAGUCAGAGAUCCUGGACGAGUCGGACCUCUACACUGACAACCGUAACAAGAAAAAGGUGCACCCUAACAAGAGCAAGCGGGACUACUCAGCCUUCAAAGACGAGAGUGAAUCUAAAGUGAAGAUCUCCCCUCAGCUGCUACUGGCUGCACACCGCUUCCUGGCCACAGAGGUGAACCUCUUCAGUCCACUCCAGAUCUCUGACAAGGUUCUGCUGCGGAUCCUCAAGCACCCCGACGUCAUCCAGGAGCUCAAGUUCAACGAGAGCGACAAGCGCGCGCCACAGAACUUCCUGUACCUACGCGGCAAGCCCGUCGACUACUUCAUCCUCGUCCUGCAGGGUCGCGUGGAGGUGGAAGCUGGACAUGAAAACAUGAAGUUUGAGACGGGUCCCUUCUCCUACUAUGGAGUCAUGGCCCUUACCAGCCCCUCACUAGAGUUCCGCAGCCCAUCCCAUCUGAGUGGUCUGAACCGCUCGGCGUCUCUGAGCUGCACGGAGCGAGUGGAUUCCAUGUCGGUCAGUGGCAGCAACACGCAGCUCAACAACGCCCCCUGCCCGCAGUACACCCCCGACUUCAGUGUCCGCAUCCUCAGCGACGUGCAGCUCGUCAAGGUGACCCGCGCCCAGUACCAGAACGGCCUGCUGGCAUCCAGGCUGGACAGCACCCCUCAGUCCCCAGAGAGCACCCAUGCUCUGCGGUCGCUGGACUACCCACACCCCCCAAACACCCCUGCCACCCCCAACCCCACCUGCCUCCAAGAUCACCUUCAACAGCUCCCCCUCCUCCACCGCUGCCAAGACCAGCACCGCCUCCACGGCUAGCAUCAAGACCAGCACCGCCUCCACGGCAACCAUCAAGACCAUCAGCUCCGCUGCUGCCGCCCCGACGACCACCAACAGCAAACCCAGCAACCCCAGCACCGUCAUCACCAUGACGACGGGGACCGGAGCUGGGAGCCGUGGUUCCAUAGGUCGUCGUGGCGACAGCCUGGACGAGGCGAGCACGCUGCUGAACAGCAGUCAGCAGGCCCAGAACCAGAACUCCAACCAGAACUCCAACCAGAACUGCAUGGCUGGACGGCGCCACAGCCACGGACCGAGCAGCACGCAGGCGACACACUCUCCGCAGCUGCCUCACCCACUCUGCCGCCACCUCACACACGCACACACCGAGAGCACCAUCUGACACAGGCCACACGGGGUGGGAAGGAGGAUCCAAAGAUAACCAACAUACACACACGCACACACACAUAUACCCUUUGUAUUUAUGUUCUACAGUGGCACAUAGUCUUAGAAACAUACUAACAAACACAUACACAUAAACUUACACACACACACACACACACACACACACACACACACACAUACACACAAUCAAAUUUUGAUAA
Alosa alosa (allis shad) is the source of this 3339-nucleotide messenger RNA. RefSeq names its product metal transporter CNNM4. NCBI's taxonomy places the organism in Eukaryota, Metazoa, Chordata, Actinopteri, Clupeiformes, Clupeidae. The record is from RefSeq and is a predicted model, not a curated record. Bases 455 to 2773 code for a protein of 772 amino acids. Gene Ontology annotation, biological process: magnesium ion transport; magnesium ion homeostasis. Gene Ontology annotation, molecular function: sodium ion transmembrane transporter activity; magnesium ion transmembrane transporter activity. The transcript is spliced from 7 exons. Gene Ontology annotation, cellular component: plasma membrane.